CCCUUACGUCACUUCCGGGUUCCGCCCCCGCCCCUCCCUCAGCCCUGAGGGGGCGGGAGCGGCCCCAAAUUUGGGGGAAUUUUGGGUUUUUUUGGGAAUUUUGGGUUUUUUUGGGAUCAUGGAGGGACCCCCCGAGGAAGAGGAGCCCCAGGGGCUGGUGAUGGUGGUGACGGGCGGAUCCGGGUUCCUGGGCUCUCACCUGGUCCAGGUGUUGUUGGAGGCGGAGCCGGAGCUUCGGGAGCUUCGAAUCCUCGACCUCAACCCCGACCCCGAGAUUGUUCCGGAACGGCACCGCUCCCGAGUCCGUUUUUUCCACGGAGACGUCGCCGAUUUUGGGGCUCUCGGCGCCGUUUUUGGGGGUGCCCGGGUGGUUUUCCACAGCGCCUCCCUGGUGGACGUUUGGGGGAACUGCAGCCCCGAGGCCAUCGCCAGGGUCAACGUACUGGGCACCAAGAACGUGAUCCGGGCCUGCCGGGCCCAGGGGGUUCCGAUCCUCGUCUACACCAGCAGCAUGGAGGUGGUGGGGCCAAACACCAGGGGGGAUCCUUUUGUCAGGGGAGAUGAGGAGACUCCGUAUCCCACCCGGCACUCGGAGCCGUAUCCGCUCAGCAAGGCUCAGGCCGAGCGCCUCGUGCUGGAGGCCAACGGGAGCAGGCUCUCCGGGGGCGGGCGGCUCCUGACGCUCUCCCUCCGCCCCACCGGGAUUUUCGGGGAGCGCCAGCGGCUCCUGGAGCAAUUCCUGCGGCGGGGGAGGGGCCUGGGGGGGUGGGUGCCCCGGGGGCUCCCCCGGAACGCCGAGCACGGACGGGUGUACGCAGGUAACGUGGCCUGGAUGCACGUCCUCGCCGCCCGCGCCGCCCGUUCCCGCCCGGCCUCGGUUGCCGGCGAAGUUUUCUUCUGCUACGACUCCUCCCCCCCCAUCCCUUACGAGGAUUUCAACUUCCGGCUCCUCCGUCCCGCGGGAAUCCGGGAAUUCCCAAUCCCGGAAUUCCUGCCGGGAAUCCUGGCCCGGCUCAACGGGGUCCUCAGAGGGGUUUUGGGGGCGUUGGGGGUGGGGUUUGCGCCGCUGUUGAAUCCCUACACGUGGGCGGUGGCGCGGACGGCGUUCACCGUACGCACGGACAAGGCCGAGAAAAGAUUCGGCUUCCGGCCGAUGUUUUCAUGGGAGGAGGCGAGGGAGAGGACGGUGGAGUGGGUGAAAGGGUUGGAAGGGGCGUGAAAUGGGGGAAAUUUGGGGGAAAACGGUGAAAAAACAGCGAAAAACGGUGAAAAAAUGGCGGAAAACGGAAACAAAAUGGCGGAAAAUGGAAACAAAAUGGCGGAAAAUGGGAACAAAAUGGAGGAAAACAAAAUGGCGGAAAAUGAAACAAAAUUAGGGAUGAAAGGGUUAAAAAUUGGGUGAAAUGUGGGAAAUUUGGGGAAAAAUGGUGAAAAAACGGCGAAAAACGGUGAAAAAAUGAUGAAAAAAUGGCGGAAAACGGAAACAAAAUGGCGGAAAACAAAAUGGUGAAAAAUGGGAACAAAAUGGCAGAAAAUGGAAACAAAAUGGGGGAUGAAAGGGUUAAAAAUUGGGAGAAAUGGGGGAAAUUUGGGGAAAAAUGGUGAAAAACGGUGAAAAAAUGAUGAAAAUAUGGGGGAAAAUGGAAACAAAAUGGCGGAAAAUGGGAACAAAAUGGCGGAAAACAAAAUGGCGGAAAAUUAAAACAAAAUGGCGGAAAAUGAAACAAAGUGAGGGGAAAUGGGGGUGAAAGGGGUUAAAAAUUGGGAGAAAUGGGGGAAAUUUGGGGAAAAAUGGUGAAAAAAUGGUGAAAAAUGGUGAAAAAAUGACGAAAAUAUGGCGGAAAAUGGAAACAAAAUGGCGGAAAACGGAAACAAAAUGGCGGCUCAUGAAAACAAAAUGGCGGGAAACAAAGUGAGGGGAAAUGGGGGGUGAAAGGGUUAAAAAUUGGGAGAAAUUUGGGGAAAAAUGGUGAAAAAAUGAUGGAAAACGGAAACAAAAUGGCGGAAAACAAAAUGGCGGCUCAUGGAAACAAAAUGGCGGGAAUUGGGGGAAAAUAGCGGGAAAGCAGAAACAAAAUGGCGGCUCAUGGAAAGAAAAUGGCGGGAAACGAUAACAAAAUGGCGGCUAAUAAAAACAAAAUGGCGGGAAACAGAAACAAAAUGGCGGGAAAGAGAAACAAAAUGGCGGGAAAUGGAAGCAAAAUGGCGGGAACAGAAAGAAAAUGGCGGGAAACGGAAACAAAAUGGCGGGAAACAGAAAAAAAUGGCGGCUAAUGGAAAGAAAAUGGCGGGAAACGGUAACAAAAUGGCGGGAAAU
This is a messenger RNA of Poecile atricapillus (Black-capped chickadee), 2317 nucleotides long. RefSeq names its product hydroxy-delta-5-steroid dehydrogenase, 3 beta- and steroid delta-isomerase 7 (gene HSD3B7). The transcript has 9 exons. Gene Ontology annotation, molecular function: 3-beta-hydroxy-Delta5-steroid dehydrogenase (NAD+) activity. Bases 119 to 1219 code for a protein of 366 amino acids. The record is from RefSeq and is a predicted model, not a curated record. NCBI's taxonomy places the organism in Eukaryota, Metazoa, Chordata, Aves, Passeriformes, Paridae. Gene Ontology annotation, biological process: steroid biosynthetic process.